Arabidopsis thaliana (thale cress) is the source of this 2268-nucleotide messenger RNA. It is a transcript of the gene APRR6, whose product is annotated as pseudo-response regulator 6. The transcript is spliced from 6 exons. Gene Ontology annotation, molecular function: DNA binding. The record is from RefSeq and is marked reviewed. Lineage: Eukaryota; Viridiplantae; Streptophyta; Magnoliopsida; Brassicales; Brassicaceae. Gene Ontology annotation, cellular component: nucleus. Bases 1 to 2268 code for a protein of 755 amino acids. Gene Ontology annotation, biological process: phosphorelay signal transduction system.
AUGGCUGGAUGCUUAGUUCCUGAAUGUGCUGAUGAUAUUUCCAUCCUGCUAAUCGACCAUGACACUGCAUCAAUCGCGUCUCUCACAUCAAUGCUUCAACAAUUUUCAAAAAGAGUGAUGAGCGUGGAUGUGGCAAGUAAGGCUCUAUCGAUGAUUGAGAAGCAGAAGAAGGAAAUUGGACUCAUCAUAGCUAACAUUGAAAUGCCUCACAUAGACUCACAUUCGUUCCUCAAUGCUUUGCUUCUCAAAGAUAUUCCUCUCAUAUUGAUUAAUCCAGAGAUAAAGACAAAAGAACCAUCAGAUCUUUUGACAAAAAGAGCGUGCUUUUCUCUAGAUAAACCAAUUUCAAAUGACGACAUCAAAAACAUGUGGCAACACGUCUUCUCUAAAAAGAGUCAAGAGUUAAAGAAAAUCAACAUAACUGAAGAUCAAGAGAAUGUCAUGGAUAAAGAUACAUAUCAGAUUGAAGCUUUCCGAGCAAACCUUAAGAGACAGAGAAUAAGUCAAGCUUCUUUGUUAGGAAGACGACCAUUCAUCGACACAUUUUCAACUUAUGAAACAUUCCAAAAGAGAAAAAGUAUUGCAAAUGUUGAAUGGAAAACUACACCAAGUUAUGCUAUUGAGAUUGAGAAUAAGAGAAAGGAAUGGAAGAAAAGUGUUGGAAGACGUAAGAGUUUGUGGAAUAGUGAGCGUCACAUGAAGUUUAUAGCUGCUAUCUCCAUUUUGGGUGAAGAAGAUUUUCGUCCAAAAUCCAUAUUAGAGAUUAUGAAUGACCCAAACUUAACUCAUCGUCAAGUCGGUAGCCACCUUCAGAAAUACAAGGCUCAAAUUGACCAAAUAAGCUAUACAUUGCCAAGAAAUGAAUCGAGAUCGAUAGAUAAAACAUUCGAAUAUCCUUCGAACUACAAAUAUCCUUUCAAAAUAUCAGACUUAACAAAUAAUCUCAUUGUAAGUAAUUCCUUGUGGAAUUCUUUAGAAAAGAAAAACUCUGCAUCAGCCUCUAUCACUCAAUUUUUGUUUAAAAAACCUAUUGGUGAGAAAGAGGAAACAAUGCCAAAGUUUCAUAUAGGCGGGAAAUUAGAUCUAAGCAAUCAUUCAGUUCAUGGUAACGUCCUUAACAAGCUAUCUAUGAAUGUUAACUUCGUUCCUUCAACCAUAAGUAAUAAUCCAGCUUACAAUAUUCUUUCUAUCGAUAGCUCUAGUAUCGAUAGCUCUAGCUAUACUGGUUUAGUUUCAACUGGCUUAAGUAGUGAAAAUUCUCCUAUCCUUUAUGGUUUACCAUCGAAUGAUGGUGCAUCUAACACAUGCACAUCUCAGAUGGAAUCCGAAAGGAUUUCUAUUCCGCAGUAUGAUCCUAAUCAAUGUCACCCACAUAGAUCCAUCCUUGAAACUGAUGUAAACCAAAUAGAUUUAGAUUUUACUUCUAUACUAGAUUCUUUCGAUCCUCUAGUAGAUGAGUGCCUUAUGAAGGAAAACAAUAGAUUUCUUCCAAACCCUACCAUGAACCUUUUGGAUACCGAUAUAGACAAGAUGGAUUGGGUUUCAUUUAUAGAAAACCUUAGUCACCAUGAUAUCAAUAUGAACCAUAUGGAUUGGGAUCCUUCAACAGCAAAUUACGUUCUUCCUGAAACCAACAUGAACAUAAAUUUUCCUGAAAAACAUACAAACGAGAUAGGUUGGGUUUCUUCACAAGUAGGUUAUGUUCCUUUUGAAAAUAUGAUUCCCUCUGAAGUAGAUAUAAACCAUAUGGGCAUGGGUUAUUCUGGAGGAAGUAUUCCCCCUCAAGAAGAAACUAAUACAAAUAAUGUGGGCUUUGUUUCUUGUGAAAUACAUAGUGAAAUCCCUCCCAAAACUAAUAUGGCCAUUCUAGAAACCAAUUAUUCAAAUCCGUUAGAUUGGGUUUUCCCUGAAGAUAUAACUUCACUCGAAACCAAUACCAUCCAAAAGAGUUUGGUUUCUUGUGAAACAAGUUACGAUGCUUUGGAUAAUAUGGUUCCUUUGGAAACCAAUAUGGAAGAGAUGAACGAUGCUCUUUACGAUAUUUCGAUUGAAGAUCUGAUUUCUUUUGACAUUGAUGCCAAUGAGAAGGAUAUAUUCUCUUGGUUAGAAGACAAUGGUUUUUCUGAGGAAAAUAAUAUGAUGGAGUCAUGCGAAUAUCAUAAUAUAGAAUCUGUGAAUCAAAGUGAUGAUAUGAAGAUAGACGAUAACUUUGAUGAUUAUCGUGAAUGCAUGGAUUGGAUUAACGAAGAGAUGAAUAAAGAUGUAUGA